AUGGAUGUGUCUAAUGCUUCGGUUCGUCCUCCUAUAUUGGAUAGUAGUGGGAAGAACUAUUCCUUGUGGAAAACUAGGAUGACGAUGUACAUAAAAUCCAUUGAUGAACGUGCCUGGGUUGUUGUGUUGGAUGGAUGGACUCCACCGCGUGUUACUGAUGAUGUUGGCAACAUUACUCCUAAACCAGAAAGUCAAUGGAGUGCAGAUGAACGACUCAUUUCCAGUCACAACUCCAGGGCUUUGAAGGCUAUUUUCAUCUCAGUUGAUGUUCCUUGUUUUCGCAUGAUCUCUAACUGUGUUGAAGCUCGUGAUGCUUGGUUUAUUUUACAGGAAAAAUGUGAAGGAUUAACAAGUGUUAGAGUAACAAAAUUGCGAAUGUUGACCACAAAGUUUGAAAUAUUCAGAAUGCAUGAAGAUGAGACUAUUCUAACAUAUUAUGAGAAGUUGUGUGAGAUCUCAAAUGAGGCAGUUGAUCUUGAAGAACCGAUCAACAACAAGAGACUUGUAAGUAAAAUGUUGAGAUCACUUCCGGAAAGGUAUAACAUGAAAAUUUCUUCUAUUGAAGAAACUGCUGAUGUUACUUCGAUUAGAAUUGGUGAUUUGGUUAGUAUGUUAGUAGCUUUUGAGACGAAUCUUGAGCAGCAAAAACCCGGUUACUAUCCUAAGAAUGUUGUUUUUCAUGUUGACAAAUCUGCUUCUACGAUUGAUGUUACUGACAAUGUUGAGAGCGCAGAUGUUGAUCUGGAAGAUGAUGAUGAUGUUAAUCUUGUCAUGUUGGCCAAGAACUUCAACAACAUGAUGAAGUCUCUGAAGAAAGCGAAGAACAAAUCUGGAGGCAAAAGGAUGUCAAUGGGAUCCUCAUCUAACAUCUGUAAUGUUAAGAGUAACUACAUUAGUCCAGCAUCAGAGAUUAUAAAUGGUGACAACAUUCAAUGCAGGGGUUGUCAAGGCAUGGGUCAUUAUGCAAAUGAGUGUCCUACAGUUGCAAGAAAAAGACAAGCUGGACUUACACCCGUCCUUUGUUCUUUUUCAAAAUCUGAGGAAGAACAAUUUUUGUGGUCUGCAACUAUUAAUGAAGAUGAAUUGUCAGAAGCCAGAGUGAUAGAAGUCCUUGAAGAGCUUGAUGUUAUCUCUGAUGUUGAAAUAUCUGAUGAUGUUACUGAACCAGAUUUGACGAAUGUUGGUGAUAAUGUUGAUAACAUUGUUUCAAACAUUCAAGAUGUUGAUGAUAUGGAGAUCUCCACUAACACAACAAACUGGUAUGAAAUAAUCUUUCUUGGUAAAAUCAAUACUAACAUACCAGAUGUUUCUUGUACUGCUGUUGUUGAAGAACAGGUGAUUGAUCCACUGAAAGAAAUGGAGAACAAUGAAGCCUUGUAUGAAGAAGUGGACAAUCAAUGUGGAGAAUUGAUGAAUGACCUUUGUUUGUUGCUGGAUGAGAAUCAAAAGUCGAAAGAUGAGGUUACCAGAAUUGAAGGCCUUCUAACACAAUGUGUUGUUGAAUUGGGUAAGCUCAAUGAUGAGGUUGUCAGUGUUGAAAGAACAUUUGAGCAUCUAAACAAAGGUACCUCUGAUCUUAACGAAGUGUUGUCUCAAGUUCAAACUGGUCAAUGUGGAUUAGGAUACAUAACUGAAGGGCUCAGUAUGUUGAAUGAACAUCACAAUACCACUGUGUAUGCUAAGGAGAGAAAUAUUGGAGUAAUCAUGGAAAAUGUUACGAACAUAGGAUUUUCACAUAAAGAAAAAUCAAAGAGGAAGCUUAAAUCCUAUGCAUGCCAUUAUUGCUCAACUUCAGGUCACAUUAAACCCUACAGUGUUAAAUGCCUCAGUGAUGUUGAUGAUCUAUCUGACAAACAGAUGUUUGAUAGUUACCAAACGAAUGUUAGUAACAUUAGCAGGUUUGUUUUUGGAGCAAUGUCCAACACUGAAAAAGAUGACGAACCUUGCAAUGUUAUAUACAUAUUUUUACAUGCUAACAUCUCUGAUAGUUGGUAUUUUGAUAGUGGUUGUUCAAGAUACAUGACAGGUUCUAAAGCAUUGCUCACUGACUAUGUCUCAACAAAUGGAGGAAAUAUUACUUUUAGAGCAGGCAUGUUGGUGAAGUUUGACAAGAACAUAUGUGAAGUGUUUGACAACAUCAAUCAAUGUGUGAUGAUGUGUAGAAGAUCCUCUGACAUCAGCUACAAAUUUGAGGAUGAUAACAUUUGCAAUGUUACCAAGCUGAAUGAUGUCAAGCUAUGGCAUCAAAGACUCGGCCAUGCUGAUCUAAAAAAUCUCCAGAAGCUCAUUGCAAAUGAUGUUAUUCGUGGACUCCCUAAGUUUGUGAUCAAACGAGAUGUUGUAUGCCAACCUUGUCAGAAGGGGCAGCAACUAAGGACUGCAUAUCCAAUGUUGUCAACAUGCAACACCACCAGAUGCUUUGAGCUACUACAUAUGAAUUUGAUGAGUCCUAUUGAGGUAGAAAGUCUUGGAGGUAAGAGGUAUGUUCUUGUUUGUGCAUAUGAGUACUCAAAAUAUACAUGGGUUGCAUUCAUAAAAAUAAAAUCUGAAACUUUUUGUCAGUUUGAUAAACUGUAUAAAAAGUUUUGUGCACAAUAUGGAAUGAAUGUUGGCAGAAUCAUAAUUUAUCAUGGAAAAGCGUUUGAGAACUUAUUGUUUGAUGAUUUCUGCACUAACCAUUGUUUUCUUGAGUACUCGACUCUCAAAAUCCCUUAUCAGACUAGUGUUGCAGUAUGGAAGAACAUGAUACUUCAAGAGAUUAUGAGAGCAAUGUUACAUGCAAAGAGUUUGUCCAAAUGUUUGUGGACUGAAGCAGUCAACACUGCAUGUCACAUUAUCUAUCGAGGUUACUUGAGACCAGAUGAUGAAGAUGUGUCAGUGAUACUGGAAGAACAUGAGGAAUCUGAGCAAACAUCUGAACAACGGAGAAAUGUGAAUGUUGACCCAACAUCGGAUGCAACAUCCAAUGACUCAACACCCGAACCUGAGUCAGUUGAAAACACAUCAGACCCGAUGAUGAACAGGGAAGACAUCUUCUUCAUGACUCCAGCAGGUGCGAUCCUCCAGGACAUGUUAGAAAGAAUCACACCAACACUCAGCUUAUUGGUGAUGUGUCAGAACAAAUGCAAACUCGAAAGAGGAAGGAGACCAGCUACAAAGAUAUGGUAA
Messenger RNA from Salvia miltiorrhiza (redroot sage), 3168 nucleotides. RefSeq lists its product as uncharacterized. The coding region runs from base 1 to 3168 and encodes 1055 amino acids. The transcript has a single exon. Gene Ontology annotation, molecular function: zinc ion binding; nucleic acid binding. The record is from RefSeq and is a predicted model, not a curated record. NCBI's taxonomy places the organism in Eukaryota, Viridiplantae, Streptophyta, Magnoliopsida, Lamiales, Lamiaceae.